Messenger RNA from Cataglyphis hispanica, 1872 nucleotides. RefSeq names its product putative inorganic phosphate cotransporter. NCBI's taxonomy places the organism in Eukaryota, Metazoa, Arthropoda, Insecta, Hymenoptera, Formicidae. Gene Ontology annotation, biological process: monoatomic anion transport; transmembrane transport. Gene Ontology annotation, molecular function: transmembrane transporter activity. Bases 69 to 1553 code for a protein of 494 amino acids. The record is from RefSeq and is a predicted model, not a curated record. The transcript is spliced from 7 exons. Gene Ontology annotation, cellular component: plasma membrane.
AAGAAUCGUUACAACAUGUCAGAUACAGAUUUUAAUGGAGUACGAGAGGAGAAAACGCAACUCGCGGAAUGACGGCUAUCAAAAAGGAUGACACCAACGCUGAUGCCACCGAUAAAACGUCGCCGAAAAUGUCCAACGCGAUGUCUCCGACUCUACAACAGAGCUGUAUCUUCGGGAUCAGACACGUGCAGGCGGUGUUACUGUUCCUGGGCAUGACCAUGGGGUACAGUCUCAGGGUGACGAUGUCGGUGGCCAUAGUGGCGAUGGCAGACGCAAAAACCGCGAAUCCCGAUAUCGAGGAUUACGGUUGGAGCCCGGUGGAGAAGAAUUUGGUGCUCAGCUCAUUCUUCUGGGGUUACGCGAUAACGCAGGUGCCGAGCGGUUAUAUCGCCGGCAUCUGGAGCGGCCAGAAGCUGCUUAGCAUCGGGAUGCUGCUGUGCGGCGUCUUCAACAUCGUUACGCCGAUUGUCGCCAGCCAGUGGGGUCUGCCGGCCGUUCUGGUUUGCAGGGUGGGCAUGGGUCUCAUGCAGGCUUGCAUGUUACCUUGCGUACACACUCUCCUCUCCAAGUGGGCGCCACCCUCUGAGAGGGCACGAUUAGGAACUUUUGCUUAUGCGGGCGCCCAAUUUGGCACGGUGAUUGCUAUGCCAAUUUCCGGAUUUCUCGCUGUAUCGAGCAUAGGUUGGCCCAGCAUCUUCUACCUAUUCGGUGCAGUAACGAUUCUCUGGAGUACGGUUUUCUUCUAUUACGGGGCGGACUCACCGGCCGAGCAUCGUAGCAUUUCUCAAAAAGAAAGAGAAUACAUAGAGGAAAGUUUGAGAACCACGGAAACGAAAGAUGAAGAUAAAAAUGAAUCCAAGCAGAAACGUAUACCAUGGAAGAAGAUAUUCACUUCGCUUCCCAUGUGGGCGCUUAUAAUAACCCAUUGCAGUCAAAAUUGGGGAUAUUGGACUCUAUUGACGGAAAUGCCUAAUUACAUGACGGGUGUAAUGAAAAAUAUCGAGAAGAGCGGUUUAUUCUCGGCGCUGCCAUACUUGGUCAUGUGGAUCCUCAGCUUUCCCUUCAGCUGGCUGUCCGAUUACGCGUUAAAGAAAGGCGCAUCCAGGGGUACGGUCAGAAAGGUUUGCAAUACAGUGGCCCACUGGGGCCCGGCUGUCGCCCUGGGGUUGAUGAGCAUCGUACCCAUCAACAAUUACAUCUGGGCCGUUGUCAUCCUUACCGUGGCGGUGGGUCUGAACGCCGGAUCUCUAUGUGGUUACCAGAUCAAUCAUAUCGAUCUCAGUCCAAACUUCGCGGGCACGAUGAUGUCCAUUACUAAUUGCAUCGCAACUAUUGCAGCCAUUAUCGCGCCUCUCAUAUGCAGUUUGAUCGUCACCGACGAGAGCAACGUGUAUCAAUGGAAUAUCGUGUUCUAUGUCUCAGCAGCGAUUUUCUUUUUUGGUAAUCUGAUAUUCGUGAUAUUCGGCAAGGGUGAAGUGCAAUGGUGGAAUGAUCCUGAGGAAGUUCAAAUUCGACGGCAAAAACGGAAAGAAGAUAUAGAAGAUAAGAGAUAAACUUGAAAUUCAUAUUAAUUACGUGAAAUACGUCUUUAGGAUUUGUCAAAUUUAUCACUGGGGUUAAUGUGUGACGUAAAUCAGAUUAUAAAUGGAAAGUUAUAUAGGACCAAUAGAACUGAUCUAUGUUAAUACUUAUAAGUUAUAUAUUUUUCGCUCUGUUCCUGAUUACGAGUCCAAAUGUCUUGUUACAAUUUUAACUGUGUCAAAGUACUUGAAAAAAAAAUCUAAAAAAAUUUAUAUAUACCUUGACACAUCUGUAGAACAUGAUCAUGUAUAACAAAAGUUAAAAAAUAAAUUUUAAACAUUUUUUGAAUUA